AUGAGUACAUGAACCUCACUGCCGUGUUGUUUCUGAUAUUUUAUUCCAGUGAUGGCACUGACUGAGCAGGGGGAAUAUACCUAUAGAUACAAAGACCUCUCUCAUCCUAUAGAAUUUUUGGAUGCAUUCAGGACGUUCUAUCUUGAAGGGUUAUUCACUGAUAUUACCCUUCAGUGUGCACCGGGUGUGCUAUUCCAUUGCCAUAAAGCUGUACUAGCUGCUUGUAGCAACUAUUUCAAAGCCAUGUUUACCUCUGACAUGAAAGAAAAGUCAAAGGAUCAGAUUCAUCUUUCUUUGUUCAGUCCUACAAUACUGGAAUCCCUGGUGAUGUACACGUACACAUCAGAGAUCCAGAUAACAAAACAAAAUGUUCAAAGCCUCCUUCAAGCUGCUGAUCAUCUUCAGUUUACUUCCGUCAAAAAAGCCUGUGAACAAUUUCUCAUCAGACAUUUAGACCUUGACAACUGUUUAGGUAUGCACUCCUUUGCAGAAUUCCAUGUCUGUUCAGAGCUGGAGAAGGAAUCGAGAAGGAUAAUAUUGUCCAGAUUUGAAGAAGUGUGGAGACGGGAAGAAUUUCUAGAGAUUAGCAACAAGAAACUCCAGUUCAUCCUCUCCAGAAAGAAUCUUGAUAUAUGGAAAGAAGAAGCAAUGAUAGAGCCCAUUGCCAAGUGGAUUGCCUAUGAGGUGGACAGCAGGAUCGAACACAUUUAUGAUCUGUUGAGGUGCCUUGAAACUGAUUUAGAUGAAAUGUACUUGAAAUCAGCCCUAAGCUUGUACAAGACAUGCCAGUUAAAGGAAAAUAAAAUCAGAUCUCUAAUACGUAGUGUAUUGGGACCCAAGCCAAGAGCAGUUACAAAAAGAUCUACCACUAUUAUGUAUGUGAUUGGGGGCUAUUACUGGCACCCUUUGUCUGAAGUCCACAUAUGGGAUUCAGUAAACAAUGUUUGGAUCCAGGGAACAGAUAUGCCAGAUCACACACGAGAAAGCUAUGCAGUCACAAGCCUGGGACCCAAUGUUUACGUGACUGGAGGUUACAGAACAGAUAAUAUAGAAGCCCUUGAUUUAAUGUGGAUAUACAAUUUUGAAACCGAUGAAUGGACUGAAGGCCAUCCCAUGCUUAAUGCAAAAUACUACCACUGUGCAGUUACCUUAAGUGGUUGUAUCUAUACUCUGGGAGGUUAUCGAAAAGGGGCUCCGGCUGAAGAAGCGGAAUUCUAUGAUCCUUUAAGAAAGAAAUGGUUCCCAAUUGCAAACAUGAUUAAAGGUGUUGGAAAUGCCACUGCCUGCGUCCUGAAUGAAGUCAUCUAUGUCACCGGAGGCCAUUAUGGUUAUCGGGGAAGCUGCACUUAUGAUAAAGUUCAGACAUAUAAUUCAGAUAUUGAUGAAUGGAGUAUAAUCACCACAAGUUCGUACCCAGAGUAUGGAUUAUGUUCCAUUGCACUGGAAAACAAGCUGUAUCUUGUGGGUGGUCAGACAACAAUCACAGAUUGUUACGAUCCUGAGCAAAAUGUGUGGACUCAAAAGGCUGAUAUGAUAGAAAGAAGGAUGGAAGGCAGUGCAGUCGUCAUGAAUGGAUGUAUCUAUGUGACAGGAGGCUAUUCCUCUUCCAGAGGUUCUUACCUACAGAACAUUGAGAAAUAUGAUCCUGAAAGUAAUAAAUGGGAAAUUGUGGGGAAUCUUCCUAGUGCUAUGCGUUCCCAUGGUUGUGUAUGCGUAUACAUUCUGUAUGAUGAGGAAAAUGUCACUUCUGUGACUGGAACUACAGCAUAAGCCACCACGUACCACAAGAAUUUGCCUUCAGGAAACAAAAAUGUCUUUCAGUAGCUCAGCAGUUACAGAUUAGAAGAUAACUAACAUCACAGUUCAAUUUAAUUAAUAUUACUAAUUCACUCUACUUUACAAGUGACCCAUAUAUUACAAAUAUUAUUUGUCAGAUUCAAAACUGCUAAAUGUUUAUUGCUGUCCUUGUCAUCAAAGGGGACUCUAGGUGGCUUACAAUCAAUCAAUGAAACACCAACAUAAAACAUUAAAACAAUAAAUAGUAACAUUAAAUUUGAUUUAAAAUUGACGAAGGGAUGGAGCA
Pantherophis guttatus is the source of this 2083-nucleotide messenger RNA. It is a transcript of the gene KLHL23, whose product is annotated as kelch like family member 23. Gene Ontology annotation, molecular function: protein binding. Lineage: Eukaryota; Metazoa; Chordata; Lepidosauria; Squamata; Colubridae. The record is from RefSeq and is a predicted model, not a curated record.